This is a messenger RNA of Chanos chanos (milkfish), 2393 nucleotides long. It is a transcript of the gene mknk1, whose product is annotated as MAPK interacting serine/threonine kinase 1. The transcript is spliced from 13 exons. The record is from RefSeq and is a predicted model, not a curated record. Bases 81 to 1598 code for a protein of 505 amino acids. Gene Ontology annotation, biological process: protein phosphorylation. Lineage: Eukaryota; Metazoa; Chordata; Actinopteri; Gonorynchiformes; Chanidae. Gene Ontology annotation, molecular function: ATP binding; protein kinase activity.
UCUGUGUGCUGCGGGUCAUGGACGAUGUCCGAGGGGCUCACUGCUGAAUUUGAUUCGUUUGGACGCAGUUAUCAGCUGACAUGGUGAGGCAAAGCCAACUCGCGGAUCUACAGGCAUUGCGGUGUCCUCUCCAGAUGCAGAGUAAUUCUUUGGCCUCGGGCACUGUUUUGGAGAGCCGCGGGGCCCUCCCUCCCCUUCCGCAUAGCGGGCCCUCUGCAGAAGAGCGAAUGCACCUCUCCCAAAACUCCACAGGUCUGGAGUCCAGCCAGCCUGUUACCAUUACAGACUCAGGUACACGAAGGAAGAAAAAAAGGAGGACUAGGGCGACAGACAGUUUCACAGGGACAUUUAAAGAUCUGUACCGGCUGACAGAUGAGCUGCUCGGUCAGGGGUCCUAUGCUAAGGUGCAGGGCUGCGUCUGUCUGCAGAACGGCCAGGAGUAUGCUGUAAAGAUCAUUGAGAAGAAUGCGGGACACAGUCGUAGCAGAGUGUUUAGGGAGGUAGAGACACUUUACCAGUGUCAAGGAAACAGGAACAUUCUGGAACUCAUUCAGUUUUUUGAAGAUGACAACUGCUUCUAUUUGGUGUUUGAAAAGUUACGAGGAGGCUCCAUUUUGACUCAUAUCCAGAGCCGUAAGCACUUUGAUGAACGCGAGGCUAGUCGUGUAGUCAGGGACAUCGCACAGGCUCUUGACUUCCUACAUACUAAAGGUCAGACUCCAUUAGACAGACGGUUUGUGUGUGUGUGUGUCUGUGUCUGUGUCUGUGUCUGUGACUGUGUGUGUCGGUCUCACUCGAGCAUGUCCACAUUUCUCACAGGGAUCGCGCACCGUGACCUCAAGCCAGAAAAUAUCCUGUGUGAAUAUACUGACAAGGUGUCUCCUGUGAAGAUCUGUGACUUUGACCUGGGCAGUGGAGUGAAGCUAAGUAGUGCCUGUACUCCCAUAACCACGCCAGAACUCACCACACCGUGCGGUUCGGCUGAGUACAUGGCUCCCGAGGUGGUGGAGGUGUUCACGGACGAAGCGUCCUUUUACGACAAGCGUUGUGACCUCUGGAGCCUUGGGGUCAUCCUCUACAUCCUGCUGAGCGGAAGCCCACCCUUCACAGGUCACUGUGGUACGGACUGUGGCUGGGACAGAGGGGAGACCUGUCGCGCCUGUCAGAGCAUCCUGUUUGAGAGUAUUCAGGAGGGCAAGUAUGAGUUUGGGGAAAAGGACUGGGCCCACAUCUCAGACGGAGCCAAAGACCUGAUCUCUAAACUGCUUGUCCGGGAUGCCACCCUGCGACUCAGUGCUUCCCAGGUCUUGCAGCACCCGUGGGUGCAGGGGAACGCCCCGGAACGAGGCCUCCCAACUCCACACGUCCUUCAGAGGAACUGCAGCACUAAAGACCUGACUCAGUUUGCAGCAGAUGCCAUCGCCUUCAACAGACAGCUGUCCCAGCAGGACCAGGAGCAGGAUGACAACACGGCGAUCAUCUGUUCAAUGAGACUCUCUCCUCCUUCCAACUCCAGGCUGGCACGCCGCAGGGCCCAGUCCAAUGCCUUAAGAGCCAGUGAGCCCCUCCCCACAGCAGCAGGAGAACCAAAGGCCUGAACCCCGCGUCCCUGUCUCCGCGCCCACCCUGCAAAAAAUCACGGGCGCGUUCUCUCAGUUCCUUCUAACGGUAUAUGUGUUUGUGCAGUGAUUGUAGGCUUCGGAAUAGCCUGCAUCACUGCGUAAUGAUGUAGUCGCGUUUAGAGUAGAACAUGGGUUCGGCGUGCACUCAAGAAAGUCGUAAUGAUCUGGGGGGGGUUUUUUCAAAGCAUUGCGGUCAGACAUGGAGGAUUCACAUCAGGUUUUUGCCUGUCUGUGCAAUAUCGAAUUGCAGCAUACUUAUCUUGAGUCACGCUGAUGAAGAAUCUCAGGCAGAGCCUGAUCAUGCAGAGACAGAGAAGAGGAGAGCAGCUUUCCCACACAUGUACUUUUCAGAGGCUAGACAUUACUCUUCGUCAUUAACCGCCAGUUUAUGACUUGGCAGCAUUUUAAAAGCGGUUUAGUCUUGAAGAUGAACAAGGGAAAAGGCGGAAGCUGCUGUUCUGUGUCCGCGCUUGCACAGUUUUCCUUAGGUCGUGACAUGCUCCGGGUCAUGUUCAGGUCAGUGGAAUGAUGCUUAGCCUAUGUGUUACUUUGCUUGCUGUUAGCGUAAUUGCUUUGUCUUAGUGUACGAUAGCGUGAGUUGAGUUGGUUGGUGAUGUUUUCACCACUUUUACAUUUAAAGCAUCUUAAAGGCUUUCUCGAGCUUCAUUUCAGGGGCGUCGAUGGCUAAUUUUUUUUAAAAAGGCCUAUCUUGUUACUGCAAGAUUAUUUGGAUUUGAAUACGACCAAAUAAUUAAAUUAUUGGAUUUUUUU